Messenger RNA from Plasmodium vivax (malaria parasite P. vivax), 2378 nucleotides. RefSeq lists its product as hypothetical. The record is from RefSeq and is a predicted model, not a curated record. NCBI's taxonomy places the organism in Eukaryota, Apicomplexa, Aconoidasida, Haemosporida, Plasmodiidae. The transcript is spliced from 2 exons. Gene Ontology annotation, biological process: spliceosomal tri-snRNP complex assembly. Bases 351 to 2378 code for a protein of 675 amino acids.
GUGGAAGAACGUGCCUGCGUGUAUGCCUCUUAGCAGUAUGCAGUGGGAAGAUUUCUAAGCAGCGAAGCUUCUAAGCUGAUAAACUGCGAACGUGAGAAAAUGCAAAACAGCAAAACGGCAAAAGGGCAAAACUGAGAAAAUGCGAAAAUGUGAAAAUGGGAAACUGCUAAAAGCGCAAUGUGCAGAGUAGGAUAAAAUUUGAUAAAGGAGAAAACUUAAAAUUUGCGACAUACUUUCGUAUGCUUUUAGAAAGUUGAAAUUAUUUUUGGUAAAAUUUAUAAAAAUAAAAAACACAUUCGUAAUUUUUUGCGGCUUUACAAAAGUGACGCGCAAACCGAGGUGGCGCAAAUAUGAAGCUGCCUGGCGGGAGAGACGACGGGGAAAAUGAAGGCGCAAAUGAAGGCGCAAGCGCCGUUUUCGCGUACGGUGAUGGGUGUUCGCUUGUUUUGCUGAUGGGAGAUAAAAGGGAUAGGAAGGACACCCAAAAAAAGGAGUACCCCGCUAUGAAGGAGUACCUCGCGCAGAAGGAGUACCGCGCGAAGGAGUACCGCGCGAAGGAUUACCCCGCGAAGGAUUAUUCCGGUAAAAAGGAGUACACCUCGAAAAAGGCGUACACCCCGAAAAAGGAGUACACCGCGAUACGGGGGUGCGCAGUAGAAAAUGCCUACUUCGAUGAAAAGGCGUACACCGGGUGCAAAGCCAACCAAGGGGAGGAGGCCCAUAAAAACGACGCAAGCGUGGUAGAGGGUGGAAAAUCCAAGAAAAACGAAGAGAGAGUACUCGCAGGAAUGAUCAAGAUCCUUGAGGAAAUGAAAGAGAGUGAUGAUGCAUCUAAUGCUGUAGAUCCUGGGUUCAACCCAGAUGGUCAGCAGCAAAGCGCUAAGUGCGCUACGCAGGUGCAAAAUGGAGAAGAAGCUACCCGGAAUACGUACCCACGUAGAGACGACACAAAAUUGCAUGUAGGCUUGGAUUACUCCUCUUUCUACCUUGAUACCCCAUAUAAAAUUAUUAAGUGCAUGAAUAAAGGUAGCCAUUUUCUUUACUGGGGUAGUGACACACUGUGCGGCCAAAGUGACCAAGUGACAAAAGAGUUUAAAAUGAACGAAAUGAAAAAAAAUAACUGCGAGGAGUUAAGAAACAGUAGGUUCAUUUUUUUUGAUAGCCAAAAGAAACUACUCGUGCUAAGGUAUAACAUCAGGAAGAACAGCUUUAAUUACGUAAGUGACAGUGACCCUAUUUAUGUGUACUUUUAUCAAUUGCAUGAAAAAAAUUUUUUAGAUGAUAAUAUUAUUAAAGAAAAUAAAAACUCCCUUUUAAUUUACCCCUACACAUAUGUGAAAAUAUGGGAAAGCUUAACUUGCUACAUUAACGAGGAGGUCAUAAAUAAAAUUGAGCCGGUUAACAAAACCUUUUGCUCCUCCUUCUUGGAAGAAGAAGUGGAAGAAGAGAAGAAAAAAAAAAAGGGGGGUACGGAUUUGCGUAGGGAGGAAGAGAUGAAUCUGUGCAACCAGCCCUACAUGUUUUAUUCCGUGAUUCCCAGGUACCCCGCAAGUAAGACUUACCCAAAGGAGGGGAGGGUCAGCGGCGGUAGUCGGCAUAAGAAGGAAGACAACGUAGGGGUGAUCACUGCGGAGGGUGACGGGGCAAGCAGCAUCAAUAUGGGGGGUGACGGGUCAGGCGGUAUCAAUACGGAGGGUGACGGGUCAGGCGGAGCAGGCGGUAUCAAUAUGGAGGGUGACCAUCCGGUUGACCCAGAUGAACCGCCCAACGACCAUCUGGACGGGGCGAACGAGAGCUACUUCGAACGCAUCGAUGUGGACGCCAAACAUAAGAAGUAUGUGCCGUCCGACUUAACCAUCAUCCAUCUGGAGAAGUAUUGGAUUUUGAAGGAGAUAAUUCAGCAAGAAUAUACUUACGUGUAUUAUGAGAAUGAAAAGAAGGAAGGUUUUCACAAGUUUGAAAAUAAGCUUUUCUACAUUUUGGGCGAAUUUCAGUUUGCCUAUAUUCUCUUCCAUUUAGGCUUUAACUACCAGUCCUUCGUUCAGUGGCGGAAGCUGUUUGAGCUCCUCUCCAAUUCGCAGCACUUGGUGACCAACUUUGCAGGUGAGGGGGACUUCUUCGAAGAAGCCUUGAGAGUCAUUUCCAUCCACCUCAGCUACCUGAGUGAUGACUUUUUUGACAACACCGAAAACAGUUUUAUUCUUUUUGGAGUUUACAACAUAUACGAAAUAGUUAGUGGCGUGGGGGACGUGCAGGAGGGCAUAACCAACGUGAUGAAUUCCAUAGACUCUAUAAUUUACGCAAAGCUGGGGUUACAUUUGCCCGACUUGUCCUUUGUGUAUGAAGAGUUCCAGCCCACGUACGUAGAUGACGAUUAG